GGGAAGACACCCCAGUGACCUGGCCAAGAAAUCUGAGCCAUGCGCUGGCUUUUCUGCUGCAGCUCGCAUGACGGCAGCGGUGGAAACUGAGAAGUAUUCCGGAUUGAAGAUCACAGGGCGCACCAUCUCUGCCCGGCGCUGGGAUGAGCUGAUGGCCGGAAAGAGGUAUGUCAGCUUCAGCGCAUUGGGCACCAGCGAACAGAACAGAAGCUGUGUUUGCGUGGGGGUCCUUUACGAUCGGGGCGCCGCCAAGACCUCCAGCACAGGUGGUCGCUUCGUGCACUGGUCCUUCACGGAUUUCGCUGCGGGAAAGCCCUGUGUGAUGAGGUUGAUGCUGUGCGGUGAAGCCUUUCAAGCUUGGGAGGACUUGGCCAACACGGUGCACUACGGUGCACUGGUGGCCAUGCUGAACCCCGCGCCGAUGGCGCCGACUGAGCGAUGCAGAGCCGGAGCGGGUGGCAGCUGGGUCGCGGCCAAGGUGACGCAUUCGACGCAGCUCGUGUUGCUGGGCCAAUUCCCGUCCUUGGGCUACUGCUCCUCCCGCAAGAAGGAUGGCCAGCCUUGUUCGAUGCCUUGUGACAAAGAGAAGACGGGCGGGAAAUUGGUGUGUUUCUACCACACCAUGCACCAGGAAGCACAGAAAGUGCGCAUUUUGGCCGGACUGAACAAGUCGCCCUCAGGAGCGACGGAUUCGUCGGUCACGUCGGGCCUAGUGAUCCCGAACCAGAGAGGUGCCACGAUGAGCCAUCGCGCCACGAUCGGUGAUCGUGCUGACCCCGCAAUGGUCCGGCUGCUUGGGGCACUGCCAAGGCCGCCAACACGCGAGGGAAAGACCACUGGCACAUUCAAGGCGAACUCUGCAGGCGCACCGAGCGCAACAAAACCCACGGCCAGACCUGCGGGCUCCCCAGUCCUUGCCCCUCCGACCAUUCGGGGCGGCAGAGAAGACGACACUCCAGCUGUGCUGCCCGAAGGGGCUCAGCAAGCUCAGCAGGUCCUUUCAGCGGCAGAGAAGAAGAUACUUGCCAUGUUUCCAGAGGGUUUGCCGAUGGUGGACCCCAACAGGCCUAUGGAGUCACGACUUCACCUGGAGGCGCUGAAGGCUUCACACGUUGGAGCUCGGCCUCCGGCCACGGUGCACCACACUCCGACCCCGCUGGCGAAAGCUGAGAGCACCUCGCGUGGUGCCGCGCCGCGGCAGAAGCGGAGAGGGACGACCAGCGACACUGGUGAUGGUCUUCCCAAGACCAAGACCACGAGCGGGGCAAGUUUCCAGAAGCUGGAGAGUGCAUUGGGGCGCAAGGCGGCCACCUUCCUCUCCGCGGGCAGCGACCCACGGAAGGACCUGGUGCGGCAGCAGAGCUCGCGCUUCCAAAGCGCAGUGGAGGAGGAACGCGCAGCGAAGCGGAUGCGACGGCUGUGCGAACUGGAGCAACUGGACUUUGCACAGGAGCAGAUGGAGGAGUUAAAGAGCAUGAAGGUGAAAGCGUUCCGCUGCAAGAGCUGCUACAUCACCUUCGACCAAGGCUCCCGGCAGCGUCUGUGGUGCCAGGAACAAGGUCACGAGUUGAUCUCCGUGGAGGCCACCAAGACCCGUUGGGAGUGCCGCAGCUGCCGGGCCAGCGAGGAGGUCUUGGGCCGGCAGCUCCCCAAAGGUUGCGCACGCUGUGGCGCAGAUACCUGGAAGCAGGUGUCGUUGCGGAAGUUGCGCCGGCGCGCACCCAUGGAGCGAGAGCUGUUGCUGCCGCGAGGGGAGGAGCUUCCGUUCCUGAACUCCAUCCACAUCCCAGAGUUGCAGGGAGCACGGGCCUGGAAGCCCUCGAAAGAGGCCGCAGAUGAUUACGAGGGUCUAUGACUGGCCGCUCAUGGAAAAUGUGGGACUGCUGGUUGAGCCUCCACUAGCAGGUGGCGCAUGUAGUUGCAGUAAGACUACCUGGUUAAAGGGUAGAGAAGGUUGCGGCCUCUUGCCAGAAUUUGCACUGGAAGGAAAGAGCUGAGAGAGGUGAACGAGCAGGAGGUGCUACCUUUGAUCAAAAGCAUGAAGGUGGCAGAACUGUCCUUCCAGAAUUUGGAGCCCAGCAAGACUCCGGGGGAGGGCGAGCUUUGCUGGGAAGCACAGCCAGAGUGGCUGAAAGAAAAGGUGUGCGUUUCGGUGGCUGAGGUGGAGUCAGUGCGCGGGUUAAAUCCAGUCCUUCCUACCUUGUGAAACACUUGGCCAAGUUGUCAAUGGGUAGAUCACACUUGUGUUAUUAUUGGAAUGGAUUGAUCGAGCUUGGAAUUGCAACACAUUGGCCACGUGAUACAAAUCAGAUGCAGAAGGUCCUAAAUGUGCAGUGUUGCAUUACUUGCAUUUUUUAUCUAUGAGUAACAUUCAACAGCGGCCUGUGAGAAAUCAUGAUCGGACCAUGUAAACCCACAAUUUGUGCACAACCAACGGCGAUAUCUGAACAGGUCCACCGAUCAAGUGAUUAAACUUGCUUUGCCGCAAUCCUUUUUCAUAUGGCAGUACCCAAAGUUUAUCAGAAUGUUGUCUAGGUGACGGAGCCCUCUCUCUCUCUCUCUCUCAACCCAUAUCCAGCUGUAGUUCACUUCCGUUGUGCUUUCAAGAGAAAGAUGAAUCGGGACAUUGCAAAGCAGUAUAGGGAACUACCAAAGUUAUACCCGGAAAACUUGUGCUGUACACAGAGGUUUUGGCAUGCGCUCAUAUUAGACCAAUUAGGUGUCAAUGUCAACAUUUCUCGCAACCCCAUUUGCUUGGCGCAAUCCAAUUACUUGAAGAAACCUAAUGCACUGUAAGUCAAAAAUCCCCGUGCAAACAACUGCGCAAGCCCUCAAUGCCUUUCCACCAUGUUAAAGUACUUUCGCUUUCCACCACUUCCCGCAGCAUGUCCAGCACCUCAGGCUCGAGGUGCGACAUUACCUGGAGGAUUGGGAGCGGCGGUUGCGCAAGAGAUGACCAGACUCAGGAAAGCGGGGCAUCGCCGUGGAGGCCCACUGAAUGACAUGGCUAGCAUGGCUCCAGCCAGUUUCAAGCAAGGCUUUUUCAAAACCAAGUCUAAUAACCUAGGCAUGUGCAAAUUGGACAUGGAAAAAGGACUUAUUUUUUCAAUUCCAAGUUUAACAGUGUUUCUGUAAGAUUCUGAAUCUGUGGUUUAUUGGGCGUUGUUUACACAUGUUCGCCGUGUGACUUGGGACUGAUGACAGGAGUCAAAGGUCAAGUGUUUCAGUAGAAUCGGCGUUGAUGCUGCGGAAAGACUUGGGACAGAUGAUAUAGACCUCAAAAGCAGGAAGAAUAAGACAAC
This is a messenger RNA of Durusdinium trenchii, 3302 nucleotides long. The record is from the annotation of a GenBank genome assembly. Lineage: Eukaryota; Dinophyceae; Suessiales; Symbiodiniaceae.